UAGAGGUCCAACCGCCCCACCCUCGUUACCGGCAUUUCAAAAUUUCCUCUCGCGCGCUUUUGACGACCGAAAUCGUCUCUCCGCUGCCGCCUUCUCUCCAGAGAAAAUGGUCGUGGCUCAAAAGCAGAAAGAAGCGGAAAUCACCGAGCAGGAUUCGCUUCUUCUGACAAGAAACCUUCUACGUAUCGCAAUAUUCAACAUCAGCUACAUCAGAGGUCUGUUUCCUGAGAAAUAUUUCAAUGACAAGUCCGUCCCAGCAUUAGAAAUGAAGAUUAAGAAACUUAUGCCUAUGGACGCUGAAUCAAGAAGGCUAAUUGAUUGGAUGGAGAAAGGCGUUUAUGAUGCAUUGCAGAAAAAGUACCUGAAGACGCUGCUUUUCUGCAUCUGUGAAAAACUUGAGGGUCCUAUGAUUGAAGAAUACACAUUUUCUUUCAGUUACACAAAUUCAGACAGCGAUGAAAUCUCCAUGAACAUAAAUCGUAAUGGGAUCAAGAAGCAUGGAACUGCGUUCAAGACAAGCCCUUCUGAUGUUACUCCAAAUCAGAUGAGGAGUUCAGCCUGUAAGAUGGUGCGGACCUUAAUUCAGUUGAUGAGAACUCUUGAUCGGAUGCCUGAAGAGCGUACUAUCUUGAUGAAGCUCCUUUACUAUGAUGACAUAACGCCUCUUGAUUACGAGCCCCCCUUCUUUAGGAGUUGCUCUGAAGAAGAAGGGUAUAGUCAUUGGGCAAAAAAGCCAUUAAAGUUGGAAGUUGGUAAUGUUGACAGCAAGCAUCUUGUUUUGGCUCUCAAGGUCAAGAGCAUCCUGGAUCCUUGUGAGGAUGAGAAUGAUGAACUUCAAGAAGAUGAAGUAAGCGUGGGUGCAGAUUCCAUGCAGCAGAGGUGUGAGGAUUCUUCCUCCACUGACACAGAUGAUGGUCAAUACAUUGUGGCACCGGCUGGUAUGAAUAAACUGGAAAAGAACAACAGUGGGAUCGAUGACACCUUCAAUGAGGAUGAUACACAAGAUGAUGAACAUGAAAGUGAAAAGUUGGCUUGCAUAAGGGAUUGGAUCAUUUCAAUGCACACAGACACUAUUGAUCUCCCUGACAUUCUAUCGAACUUUCCAGAUAUAUCAGUUGUAAGAGGAUUCCCCAUUGUGAGCAAGCUUGUAGAGGAAGGCCUUCUUACAAGUGCGGGGAAAGAUAUCUACUCCAUAAAAAGGGCAAAGAAGCUAGACGUUGACCUCAAUGUUGUGAAGGAGGAAAUGGAUGUUCCAGAAAAUGAUACUCUGACAAGCCAAAAUGAAGGAGAUGGUGAUCGGAUGUAUAUGAAGGCUUUGUAUCAUGCACUUCCUUUGGACUAUGUCACCGUCGCCAAGCUGCAGAACAAGUUGGAAGGGGAGGCAAACCAGGCUACUGUCCGGAAACUGAUGAACAGGAUGGCAAAGGAGGGAUACAUCGAAGUCAAAGGAAGCAGAAAAUUCGGGAAGCGUGUCCUUCACUCGGAGAUAACUAGCAGGAAGCUUCUGGAGAUCAAAAAAGCUCUAAACAUUGACGUCUCAGUAAUUGAAAACAAUGGACCAUCUACCAGGACAGUCGGUGAAGAUAUCAAACAAGAUCCAGGGCGCCGGAACCUCAACGACGGAUCCACAUAUGGUGGUUUUCACUCGAUUGGUUCGGAACUUACUCGUACUCGUGGGAGAUCUGGUAUGCUGAAAAACGCUUCCUUUCACAGCGACCAAACUUCUGGUGCAGAGAUGAGAGCGGACCCACGUACACCCACCAGCAUGGCUGUAGUGCCGAUGGCCUCUCGAGAGAGCAUGAUACAUGGCGUAGCUCAUGGUGGAGGAUGCAGGAUCGAUUCCCUGGGCAACGAUCCUGAUGCAUUGAGGUGCAGUCAGUCCACUCAGGAAAAGAGAGCCAGAAAAGCUAGCACGGUAAGGGAGCCAAUUCUACAAUAUUUGAAGCGGCAGAAGUCGCAGCCCAAGUGAGGACGGUGUAACUAAGGAGCAGACUGCUCCUUCCGUCGAAAUCUGUACUUCCAGAUGAGUAGAAUAAAGGGUAUUAUGGUAGUGAAAUACUGGAAGGCUGUGGCGCGAUACAACAUGGAAGUGCGAUCAUAGCCUUAUGUCAUAGCGAUAAAUGGUAUUCAGUAAGUAAAGGAAUUGAUUCAGCUCAUUCCAUAGAGCCCGUAAAGCUCGACUCGUUGUC
Messenger RNA from Nymphaea colorata (pocket water lily), 2189 nucleotides. Its product is annotated as meiosis-specific protein ASY1. Lineage: Eukaryota; Viridiplantae; Streptophyta; Magnoliopsida; Nymphaeales; Nymphaeaceae. The transcript has 21 exons. Bases 107 to 1969 code for a protein of 620 amino acids. The record is from RefSeq and is a predicted model, not a curated record.